Molecule: messenger RNA, 2709 nt
Organism: Cyprinodon tularosa
Lineage: Eukaryota; Metazoa; Chordata; Actinopteri; Cyprinodontiformes; Cyprinodontidae
Product: gamma-aminobutyric acid receptor subunit gamma-3-like
Exons: 10
Coding region: 476-1945 (489 amino acids)
Biological process (GO): chloride transport; gamma-aminobutyric acid signaling pathway; signal transduction
Cellular component (GO): postsynapse; synapse; neuron projection
Molecular function (GO): GABA-gated chloride ion channel activity; transmitter-gated monoatomic ion channel activity involved in regulation of postsynaptic membrane potential; GABA-A receptor activity
Source: RefSeq, a predicted model, not a curated record
AAACUGCAAACACCAGUCUAAAGAAAUGCCUCAACUUCAGUUACGCAGCACCUGCAUGCUUUUCCGUUUUUAUUCCCGUUCUUUUAUUUUGGGGUAGAAAUUAGUCUCCGGUCACAUAGGUGUUCACGUGCAGGAGGUGAUUAAUCACGUUUAUGACGUCCCCUCCUGUUUUCAUCUGGAUAGUGACACCCAGGUAGUGCGCACGGUGUAUAUGAGUCACAGAUUCAGCGGCUGAGAGCGUUACCCCACCAACUGGUGUGUUGGCCCCCCGCACGCGCAACAGAGGGGAAAAAGGAGGAGGGAGUUGGCCCCCUUCCUCCUCCUCUUGUUUCCACCUCAUCCUAUCGGACUCAUCACCCGUCCUGAUUGAUCGUCGGGUGUCUUCCCGGAGGAAGCCCUCCUGCGAGGAGCGAGGAGGACAGCGUGCGUGGGUAGAGGCUACGUGGGCGGAUGAGGGAGUUUGGAUGCGGGAUUGAUGGGCACACACCUCCUGCACGCGGCAGCAGCAGCGGCGGCGGCAGCAGCGCGCGCCGGGGUCCCCUUCCAGCAGUUCCCGCGAGCAGAGCUGCCAUCCGUGCGUGGGAAAAUGACAUUCAGGCUCCUGGUCACCUUCUUCUCACUUCUUCUGCUCGCCCAGGCUGCUCGUUCUGACCUACUGGAAUAUGGCGACGAUGAAGAGGACCUCCACGACACCACCGUCAACCAGAUGCUGGUGCCCAGGACGCACCAGGAGGACGCAACGCUCAUCCUCAACAACCUGCUGAGGGAAUAUGAUAAAACCCUGCGGCCGGAUAUUGGCGAGAAACCGACACUCAUUGAUGUGGGCAUAUACGUCAACAGCAUUGGGCCCGUGUCAUCCAUCGAUAUGGAGUACCAGAUCGAUAUAAUCUUUGCACAGUCUUGGGUCGACACCCGUCUGCAGUAUAACAGCAGCAGCAUGCGGAUUCUGACCCUCAAUAGCAAUAUGGUCGGCCUGAUCUGGCUGCCUGACACCAUCUUUAGGAACUCCAAGAACGCCGACUCGCACUGGAUAACGACUCCAAAUCAGCUACUUCGCAUCUGGAACAAUGGAAAGAUACUUUACACACUGAGGAUGACCAUCAAUGCAGAAUGCCAGCUGCAGCUUCAUAAUUUCCCCAUGGAUGCGCAUUCCUGUCCUCUGGAGUUCUCCAGCUAUGGCUACCCGCGGGAAGAGAUUGUUUACAAGUGGAAGCGAAACUCUGUGGAGACUUCAGACCAGAAAUAUUGGAGGCUUUAUCAGUUUGACUUCAUGGGGCUCCGAAACACGACAGACCUGCUUAGAACAACAGCAGGUGACUAUGUGCUGUUGACGGUGUACUUUGAUCUGAGCAGGAGGAUGGGCUACUUCACCAUCCAAACCUACAUCCCCUGUAUUCUCACCGUGGUUCUCUCCUGGGUUUCUUUCUGGAUUAAAAGUGACGCCACGCCUGCCAGGACAACCUUAGGUAUCACCACAGUGUUGACAAUGACCACCCUGAGCACAGUGGCCAGGAACUCCCUACCCAGAGUCUCCUACGUAACGGCCAUGGAUCUGUUUGUGACCGUCUGUUUCCUGUUCGUCUUUGCUGCCAUGAUUGAGUACGCAAUGCUCAAUUACUACUCCUACAUUAUACGCAGACCACCUCCAAAGAUGCAGAGAAUGGCCUAUUCAUCUUUCAACAUGGGUCGUGCACCUCGGUCCAUGAUGCCAAUGGGUAACUCUUUGUUCUGGCAUGACUAUGAAGACAACUGCCUGUACGAGUGCCUGGAUGGCAAAGACUGCAAGAGCUUCUUCUGCUGCUUUGAAGAGUGUAAAGAAGGUGGUUGGAGGAAAGGACGGAUUCACCUCAACAUCCAGGAGCUGGAUUCCUAUUCCCGGGUGUUUUUCCCCACCUCCUUUUUGCUUUUUAACAUAGUCUACUGGGUCAGCUACCUCUAUCUUUAGUCUAAUUGGGUGGUGAUCUUUGGACCCUGCCAGAACACAUCUCCUUGUUUUUCACCAAGACUGGAGAUAUAAAGUCUUAACUGAGGGAAGUUCAGAAAAUUGUCAAGAACUGGUCUAUGGGGAUUUUUACUGAAAUGCUUUUUAAACGGUAGGACUUUAAGAGUUGGCAUAUGACUUCUCCCAUACUGAAGACUAAACUAUCAGGAUUAACCUGAAAGGCCAAUUUUAUGACGGAAAAGUUCGGGGACAGGGUUGCAAAGCUGAAUCUUGGACAUCGAGAUAGCGAGCACCCAUAGUGCCUUCUCUGGAAAGGGUGCGACUUCAGAGUUUCCUCCAUUACAUCACUGGUCACAAGGCCGCAUGCUGAGCUGUCGGACGAAACCAAUCCGGAUCACAGUUUUUCACAAAUGGACAUGUUUGGACAUAUAUGUAAUGCUUUCAUUUUGUAGCAGCUUAGUUUUGGUUCUAUACUGGGAAUCUUUUUUUUUUUUUAUUGUUACAAUAUCUCCAUCCUUGGUUGUGCUUUCACAAAAAUGCAGCUACACAUAUAUUCUUAAUAGUUCAAUAUAAGUUGGAGCUGCAGUAUCAGCUCAACAGGCAGUUGUUUCUAAUGCUUUAUAACCACAGGAUGCAGUUUACAACUGAUGCCAAGAAGAGUUAGUUUUUUUUAAAUAUAUGCUGGGUUAUAUUCUUAGAUAAAAGUAUAACAACUAAACCCCAGCUCUGGGAAUAUUAUCUAUGUUUAAGAACACAAAUAGGAUUAG